Molecule: messenger RNA, 5964 nt
Organism: Durusdinium trenchii
Lineage: Eukaryota; Dinophyceae; Suessiales; Symbiodiniaceae
Source: the annotation of a GenBank genome assembly
AUGGAGUCCAGCACCAGGCGAUCGGAGGCUCGAUCCUCGAACCUGGCGAGCCUGGCGUUCGCCCCGGACACGGACGCCUUGUACGACGGCCGCUUCCAUAGCCGACGCUUUGGUGCUGGCACCAAGGUGUCAGAGGAGCUGGUCCUGGGUUCUACUGACCAGCUGCUCCCUUUGCUGCUGCUGCCCUUCGCGCGUCGCCAGCAGAACUCCACCUCGCGCACGCCCUUGCCACCGCUGCCUGGCCUGGGUCCGCGUGGCAAGCGCUUGCGAGUGCUUUGCGGCUCCAACGUCCACGUGUAUCCCAGCGACCCGCUGCCGGAGAAGCAGCUGCUGUGCUCCAAGGUCUUGGCAGAUGAGCAGAUGGACCUUUGGGCAGUGCACGUGCCGACGAGCAUAGGCUCCAAGAAGGGCGCAAAGAGCUUGAAUAGCAUCUUCCUGGUAGACGAAGCCUUAUCCACUGAGUUCCAGUCCGAGGUGAGCAGCCUGAUCAGUUGCUUGAGCGGGCAGUUGCAGGGCCAGGCCUGUGGGGCCAGCUUCAACUGCGGGGGUAUUAACCCCACCACUUGCGUUCCCUUCCUGCCGUGCGAGACCUUCCGGGCCAGCUUUCUGCCGCGUUGGGCGAGCGCGGCGAGCGCCGCGAGCGCAGCGCCAGGCGGUUCUUUGGGCGAUUUGGCUGGGGCGGUGGAAUAUGCCGUGGAGGUGGCGAUUGGGAAGUUGGUGAAGGACACGGAGCGGAUCCUGCAGCAGAAUGCUUCCUGCUGGGCACUCCUGCGUGAAGGUCUUCACCUCGAAAGCAAGGAAGGCCCCAGCUGCCUGAUACGAGAGGUGACCUUUGACCGGCAGCAGCCCAUCAGCCUGGAGGUCGAGUGGAAACCCCAUGGCAAGCGACAGUCCUCCACCAAGUUGCGCACAGUGACUGACGCGAAUGAGGCCUACCUCCAGGCAGACAUGGAUGGGACGACUUAUCACUUCUUGCCACCUCAGAAGUUGAAGCCUCCGACGCCCGCUGACGUGGCAGCGCAAAGCCACUUCGUGGUCGUCCUGCUGUCAUCGUUUUCAUCCAAAGAGAAAGCCGGCAGCGCGCUGCUGUCAAGGUUAGAGAGCGUUCUUCACAACUGUGGGACCCAGUUCCGCUGCAGUGGCUGUAGCAACAGCACGAUUCCCCUCAUCCUGGGUCCGGGAGCAUCGCCCGCGCGCCUCGCUGCCUUCGUACAAGAGGGUUUGUCCACCACAGCUCCCUGGUGGAUGCCCUUCUACCAGGCGGAAGUCAGAGCUGACGUGCCACGGCUCAUGGAGCAGCUCACUGAGGAUGUGGGAACCUGGCAGAAGAGCUGGGAUGACUCCGAGGGCCUGCACCUCGCCGUGGGCGCGCGCGAGGCCCAGCUGGGCAGCGGGUUUCUGGUGACGCCCGAGGCGCCCACGUGGCAAGUCACCCUGCGGCCCGACGAGGUGCUGGAAGACCGUGGCCAGUCUGGCCAGUGCAUCUUAUUCAAGGGCCAGUUGCCGCGGCGGGACGUUUGGGUGGACGGUGAGGAGUAUGCACUGCAGAUCCUGGAGCCACCAGCCGUGAGUCUUACUGAUGCCCGUCUCGAGCAUGAUUGGCAUUGGCGUCGUGCAGUGGAGAUUGCUCUGGCGCUGGAGCGCCUGUCCCAGCAGCUCCGAGCCGCCGCGCUCGCGCGCGGCGCGGGCAGCGCGGCUGGGUGGGUGGAGCGGGUGAAGGCCAUGGCGGCCGCCCUGGCGGCGCCGAGGCUGGACAAGGAGAAGCUCCAGACCUGGACCAGGCUGCCACCCUUGGAGAGAGCAGCGCUGGCCACGCGCCUGCGGGCUUUGAGCAGUGGCUUACAGCGCACCGCCAACGCCAUCCAUGAGGUGGUGGAACUGGAGCGUGCCGCCGAGCAGGAGCCUUCGAGCGCCGCUUGGCUCAAGCGAGCCUCGCAGAUGAAGUACGGUGUCAAGGUGCUCCAACGUGCGAAGAAGAGCGGAGUAGCAGAGGAUCAGGAUCUUUGGCUGAAACAACUGGACGCGCUGCUGGCGCUCGAGCUGCCGGAGCAGCAGAACGACGGCGUGGCUGUGCGAUCGAUGGUCACGGGUGCCGCGGCACUGGAGCAGUUCCAGGAGAUGAAGCAGAUGGCGCCACAGCUCAGGAGCCUCCGCCCCUCAGCCGCGCUCUACAGCUGCGGCGCCGUCGGCGUGGCGCUGCGGCUGCGGCGCUCGGACGCGACGGAGGUGGAACCGUGGCUUCUUUUGGUCGAGCACGUCUCCACAUCCUAUGUCGAUACUGCGAGUGCUGCGUUGUACCUGGAUGCAAACCAGAUCCUCCACGAUGAUGCGGGGGAGGUGGCUCCGGAUGUGGCGGUCUUGGCAAUGGAGCCCGCGGACUUCUACAAAUGGUUUAGGACCUCGGAGAUGUACAAAAGUUAUUUGGCCAUGGUGUUCACGCGCAAUCCUUUGGGCCAAGUACCAGGUCAGGCCUACGCCUUGCCCGUGAUCCUUUGGGUGAAGACCGCGGAGCUGUUGAUCUCCCGCGCGCCGAAGAGCUCGAGCCAACGCGACCCAAGCGACGCGAUCCCCAGCGAGGAGGCCCAGUGGUUCCGCGCCAUGCUGCGGAUCCACCUGACAGCCGCUGAGACGGUGCGACAGAUGACCCAGAGCCGAGGUGCCACCAGUGAGCUGGCUGAGGCGCUGGCUGGGCCAGAUCCCAGCGCUGCCUUGACCGAAGCAGAAGGAGGUCCGCAGUCCGUGUGUUUAGCCUUAGCUGCUUGUUGCUUCGCACCGUCGGCGCUGCGCAACUUCUGGGGCCAGCGGGGGCUGGAGUUGGCGAGGUCCAGGAGCUUGCAGCGUGCCCACUCCAAGACGUUGCAACGUGGCGAGGAGGACGACCGUGCUGGUUGGCCCAAGAGGCUCCGACGCUUAGCGUUGGCCAUGAUGGCCGAGGCUGUGUCAAGGGCCUGCCGCCGGCUGGUACGAUCUGUUUGUCUGAGCUCGAACGAGGCGGAAGGCGAGGUCUUGAAGAAGUUGCUUUGGAACGCUUUGGGUUUGGAUCAGAGCUCGGUGGCUCCGGUGAGCGCCCUGGGCGAGCCGGACGACCCCAAGCUGGCCAAGCCGGAGGGGCAUUCCGAUGAGUGUGAUGUGGUCAUUGCCCAGCGGAAAUCGGCGCUGUUGUUCGCACCACAGGGAAAGUAUUUUCAGGUGGCGCUGACCAACUGCACCCCGCAGGGCGUGGUUGGCACCUUGAUGCUCCACAUGGCCAUGCUGCAAGGGACGUUGGACCCUUCGAGCGAUCAGGCGGUGGAGCUCUUGAUGAAACAGCUGUGGACGCGCGAGAUCUUUAUGAAGGCCUUUGUCGAGGCCGUUCUGCCGGGAGAAGUCUCACCGGGCUCGGUGCAAGCGGCGCUCUAUGUGCAGGGAUUGCGCUACCACAGCGCCAAGCAGCGGCGCGGGGGACUCGCGCCCCUGAGCGCGCCGGAGCAGAUCCUGCAUACUCUGGCGCGGGAGCAGCGACAUUUGGCCUACUUGGAGCAGCUGCGAGCCAAGCUGGCGAGCCAAAGUAGCGGCGCCCGCAAAGCAGCACGGUCUGCCAAGAGGCAAGUGGAGCUCUCCACCUUCGCGCCCGCACAUGCCGGGCUCCCGCGGCGCUUCACGCCCAAGGAGAUCUCGGAUUUGAACGUUUGCAGGGAAGCCUCCGAUCAACUGGAACUUCUUCCCAAUGGCUUGUUGUGCCAUCAUUGCUGCUUUCCAUCCUGCCCGCGGUAUUUGUGUGACCUACGCACUGAGAAGGACAAGCUCGCCCAGGCUUCUGAAGCUGUGGGUCGCAAUGCUGUGCUGGCUUCCCGGCGGAACGGGCUCUUCCGACAUUUGGCACCGAUGAUGUACCCAGAGGCUCAGGGUGAGGACGUUUACAUCCCCCAGCUGCAUGCGGGCAUCCAGUAUGCCCUGCAGAGAGGCGGUGGCAAGGAGGGCUUCAAGAAGAAUCUCAGGGACUUGUUAAAGAAGCGCUUGCGUCCACCCGCCACCGAGGUACUGCACAGCCAAUGGCUCGAGGAAGCGCUGGACCGCUGCUUCGACGAAGCACCGGAGCCACUGGACACGACGACCAACUUCGUGUCCGCCGCAGAUCGAUUUAGCUUGAACCAAAUCUUUGGGCAGCUUUGUGACCACGGCGACCUCACGGUGGAGCGUGUGGCCGAAGGGCUCGAGCUUCUGGAGGGCAAAGGAAGUGACAAGGAGUGGGUCCGGGAGAUUCUCCUCACGAACUUUCCGGGCAGGUUGUACCUGGAACGUGGGGACUUCAUCGACUUUGUCAACCUGUAUCGCCGGCACCGGCAUGCGUUCAUGGUACGGAUGUUUCGCGAGGUGGACACCGAUGGUUCCGGCACCCUGAGCCUGGACGAGAUCGUUGUCCUUCUGAAGCGGCGGGGCAUCACGCCUGUGAUGAGCUGCGUGGAGCGGAUCUUCCGAGAAGUGACCGGUGAACGCGAGUUGCGGGAUCUCUCUUUCAAAGAGUUCGUGCAGAUCUAUGACCUCAUUCAAUCACGCGCGGGUUUCUCUGACCAGGACCUUGCGAGGUUGAAGAAGGUUUGGAACCGCUACGAUGCCGACGGCAACCAAGUGCUGUCCGUGGAUGAGCUGCACCUGGCCCUGGACUGGCAGGGCUUCGCGGUUGAUCCUGUGGAGGUGGAGAGACUGGCUCUAGAGGUGGGUCGAAAGAAGGGGCUCAACCAGCAUGAGUUCCUCACCUUCAUGCGGAAGUACCGGGAUUUUGAGGUGCAGAAGAUCCUACAGUUCAAUCAAGAGAAGAGGAGAGGUGACGAAGAAGCACCCCUUGAGGGCACCGUGUCCUUCGUCGACCUGGUCGGACUGUUGAAGGAGAUCGGCUACACCGAUGUGUCCCCGGAGGUGCUUCAGGAGUGUGCUGCACUGGUGCACCUGGUGAGUCGCGAGAUGGCAGAAGGGAUCGCCUCGUUCAACCCGACCUUCACGUUUGAUGGCCUCUACCACUUCCUGGAAAACCUCCGGGCGUCGCAUGGCUUCGCCAACGAAGAGCGGGUGGACCUUCGCCACGCCUUUGGGCGCUUCAGCAACGAGCAGUUCUCCCGGAGUGGCUUCAUAGAAGAAGACGAUGCCAGCUCCAGUGCACCGGAGGAUGACGAGGAGGCUCAAGUCUCCGUCUUAAAGCUCCUCCACGUCUUGCGGUGGCUCGGCUAUCAGUUGGAGUUGUGGCAGGUGGUGGAAAAGAUGGACAGCAUCCGCAUGGUGGGGAGUGCCUACCUUUCGCUGGAGGAGUUCCUGCGCAUCAUGGCCAAAGUGCACCAGCAGGAGAUCGAUUGCAUCAGAAAGAUGCUGGAUGAUGACAAGCAGGUGGUUCCGAACCCGCUGGGAGGCCGCCCAGGCAGCAAGGAGAGCACGAUGUCCCACGAGGUCCCCGCGAGCGACCAGGCCGAUGAGUCAAACCAGAUCACAGCUCGGAGGCUCAAGCGGGUCUUUCAUCACUGGGGUUAUCCCAUGGCCUCGCAAGAUCUGGUCGCACUUUCCAAAGAAUUUGCUCAAGGAUCUUUUUCACAGGACGUGUGGGGCGUGGCCCAAGUCCUCCGCCGACAUCGGAAGAAGGUGCGGGAGCUCGUACGAAAGAACUUGGGUUUUCAUCGCUUGGAGGUGGAGUUUCUCCAAGAGGCCUUUGGACGGAUGGGCGCCACCCCGCCGGAAUUUAAGUUGAAGGGCAAGAUGCUCAGCAAUGUCGUGAGAGAGCUCUUCCCAGGAGCGGAGAGGGAUCAACAUGAACGGUCCCGAGCGCAUUGGAUGCUGAAGCAGGUGACAAAGUCCCAGGGCAAUUGUGAAGCGCUGGAAUUCCAGGAGUUUCUUCACUUGGUGCGCUUGCGCUUGGACCUCUCCACGGAGGCCAGGCUUCAAGAGGAGCAUCGAGCCUUAGAGGUGUUGAAGUUCGUUCCGGUGGAGGCCGCUGAGUGA